AUGGUCGAUAGCGGUGUCCCCCAGGGUUCAGUACUGGGACCCAUUUUGUUCCUUAUCUACGUGGACGAUGCCGCAAGAGAUUUAGACUGUGAAGUAGCAAUGUUUGCGGAUGACACGAAGAUGUGGAGUGUAAUUCGGGGUCCUGCCGAUGAAGACAGACUGCAGAUGAACCUGAAUCGGUUGGAGGAGUGGUCAAACCGUUGGCUCCUGCGGUUCAACGUUGCCAAAUGUAGCAUACUUCGCCUAGGCAACACAGCCAGAUCCGCCAGCACAAGAGGCUACUUUCUGGGCGGUGCAGCCCUACAAGAGGUCGAAGCCCACAUGGACCUCGGUGUGCUUACGACGAGUUCCCUAUAA
This is a messenger RNA of Spirometra erinaceieuropaei, 357 nucleotides long. NCBI's taxonomy places the organism in Eukaryota, Metazoa, Platyhelminthes, Cestoda, Diphyllobothriidea, Diphyllobothriidae. The record is from the annotation of a GenBank genome assembly.